GCCACGAGGUGCGGGGUGGUCCUGGGGGGCAGCGCGGGCUGACGGCCGCCGGGACCUGUCCCCGCAACCUCCCGAGUCCUGCCCCGGCCCGGGACGGAAAGGGCGUCCCGCCGCGGACAUGUGCUGCCCUGAGCCUGCAGGAGAGACUGUGAGGUGCCUGGCAUGCCCACCCUCACAGCUGGAAUCGGGGGGAGUGGAGCCCAACUGCCAAGAAGCCUGGCCCCAGGCGUGCUUGCAGGGUCACCUUCAGCAUCAGGACCAGACACAAAAGAUUUUGAUGUACCCAGUGACAGCCACUCAAGCCUGUCUCCUUGAGAGGAGGCCCAGGUCUCCGGAUGGGCAUUUGGGAGUACCCCUCACCAAUGGUUGAGCACAGAGGGACCCUGGCUUCACCCCCACCCUGGGCGUAGAAGCCCUGGCAUCCGGGGAGGAUGAGGGGAAAUGACACAUGCUCCUCUGUCUCCUAGGCCUGACCCCUUGGGGUUCCUCCAUCCCAAGGUCACCUGACUUAGGCCCAUGGCUGGAGGUGGCCACCUCUUGCUCUCGUGCAGAUUAUGUACCCAUUGGCCAAAGACCCCCAUGCAGCUGUCUCCUGCCCUUGCUCGGAGAGGCUUGUGAACUCAGGGCACUGCUCAAAUGUCCCCUCCUAUGGGAAGACUUCCCUGGACUCCAAGACAUCCAAUGUUCCUCCACCAGAGCAUGUUAGAUCACAUUUUUCUCCCUGUGGCUGAAGCCCUCUUUAAACGGGGAGCCCCUGAAGGCAGGGAGCAUGUAGUUUGGCAGUACCUGGCACAAUACACUUUAAAAAUCCAAAUAAACAGAAAAAGUGUAAAGUAUUAUAAGCAUAACAUGAUGGGGGUGUUAAUCAGGGGUCUGCCCGACCUCUCAGAGGAUGCUUGUCCUGUUUUUAAAAAGGCACCUACUAUGUAUUUUAAAGUCAAAUCUGAUUUUGUAAGUCAUAUGGGCCCAGCCUCACAUCCGGGGCCACCUGCCCGGGGCAGGUGGCAGAAUGGUGGCAGAGAUUUGGAUGCAGGUGUAUCUGAGUCUGCCUGCACCUGUAGGCGAGAUGCACAGGCCAUACCUUCUCCCUCCUUGGUUGUGUCCAUCUUUUUUUUUUUUUUUUUUUUGGUUGUGUCCAUCUUGAUCUGUGACAUCAAAGCAAGAGGAAGUGAAUGCCACCUCUUGUGUUGGGGAGAGCUGGGGCUGGCCGUUUGGUGGUAGGAAGUGAAAAAAUCUCAGGUGCACUCCAUGGAUCACAGGGCUGAUGGAGAGGGGGCUGGGUUAGGAGGGGACCUGAACUAAGCAGUCCAGGGCACACCCCCUCAUCAGCAGCAGGGGUGGAUGGUGGGGUCGGCCACUGACCAAGUAGGAGAGGGAAAAGAGAAGCAGAUUUCUGGGUGGAAGGGAAGAAGCUGCAUGCCAAUUCGGAUGUGCUGAGCGUGAGAUGCCCAGGAAACGUCCCCUGGGGACACUUAGAUGUGGGUCUGUAACUCAAGGGACUUGGGGUUAAAGUCAGUUCUGGGUUGGGACUAAGAAGUGGGUAAGAUGUCCAAGAAGGUAUGGUAAAGACAGGACCCUCAUGAGGAGAGGAGACGGGAUAGAAGCGGGAGAGGAAGUCAGAAGAGCGUGAAAAGUCCGGGGCUAGAGGAGUUGGGGGCAGAAAGAACUCUUGGGGCCUUGUCUACAGACGGUGAGGAGGAGGGGAGCAGCCAAGAUGGGAGGUACUGGAGUCCGGCCGGGGGCCGAGCGCCUCAAAGAAGUUGUGAGAAUUGGCUUGGCCACGGGCGGCACCCCGGGGUAUGGGCCUCCUGCAGGGGUAGCUGCGUCCCGCCGUCCGCCCCGUCGAAGCGUGAAGGCGCAUGCGCAGAGCGGCGGGCAUUGUCACGUGCGGCUGUCUCGCGCGGAUUGGCCCGCGGUCUCCCGAGACUGGCCCGAGCUGUCCGUGCGGCGGCGCGCGCGGAGGGAUCCUGCGUAGGCGCGGCGCGGCGGGAAGGGGACCACGGUGCGUCCCCGGGCCUGGCCCUCUGGGGCCGACCCCUCCUCUCCCUGACCUGGGCGGGAGGAUGGGCGCGCCCGGACCCCGGUGGCCCCGCCUGGAUAGUGACCCGAGCUCUGGCCCUCGGGGGGGGGGGUCUCCCUCCUCCCCUCCUGGGGCCGGUGGAGUGGGCGCGUCCGGGGCCCCGCCCCGACGGCCGCUCCGCCCCCAGGCAGCCGGGCAGCCGAAGCCCUCGAGAAUGGAGGUUCUGGACGAGUUCGACAGCGAGUUCCCGCAGAGUGUGACCUUCUGCCAGCUCAUCCCCGAGGAGGACUUCGAGAGGCAAGCGGCGACCUACACUGAGAGCGCGCUGCGCCUCCUCUUCCUUAGCCUCGACCGCAACCCGGCGCUGGAUGAGAGCGUGGUGCGCAAGGGCAAGCAGGCGGAGUGCGAGCGGCGUGGGCUCCUGUCCUUCCUCUGGGUGCGGGCCCGGGAGGGCGGGGCUCCGGGCUGCUGGUAG
Molecule: messenger RNA, 2495 nt
Organism: Aethalodelphis obliquidens (Pacific white-sided dolphin)
Lineage: Eukaryota; Metazoa; Chordata; Mammalia; Artiodactyla; Delphinidae
Product: pulmonary surfactant-associated protein D
Exons: 3
Coding region: 1860-2495 (211 amino acids)
Source: RefSeq, a predicted model, not a curated record